UCACACACACAUUACACAUACUCACGGUGACGGUGCACAUCACCUACCAGGCAAAACCAGGCUCUGCUCUCGAGAAAAAGUAAAAUUCCAAUCUUUCUCCGGUGGAUUUUGCGCAGAAGCCUCUGAUUUGUAGCCUUCGAUUCAAUUCUGUAUAUAUAAAUCGGUGUAUCUAUAUCUACACAUACACACAUUUAUACUUCAUACGUCUCUGUAUUUAUCUUCUUCUUCAAUGCAUUUGAUUUAAUUGAUCGGGUGACACGUCAAGUUCAUCAGCGGCACCACCACACCGACAACAAGAGGAAGAAUACCUGAUUUUAUUUUUGAUCGAGUUCCAGUUUAAUGGAGAAACGCGGAUAUAAAUUGCAGGAAUUCGUGGCACAUUCUGCGAAUGUGAACUGCAUCAAAAUCGGAAAGAAGACAAGGAGACAUUUUAUCACAGGAGGUGAUGAUGAAAUUGUGAAUCUAUGGUCAAUAGGGAAGUCAACAUGUAUAACGAGCCUAAGUGGCCACACAAGUCCUAUAGAAUCUGUAGCUUUUGAUUCAACUGAAGUUUUAGUGGCUGCUGGAGCUUCCUCUGGUGUGGUAAAGAUCUGGGAUCUAGAAGAGACAAAGGUGAUUCGGACGCUUAAUGGCCACCGCUCCUAUUGCACUGCUGUGGAAUUCCAUCCUUUUGGUGAGUUUUUUGCAUCAGGUUCCAUGGACACAAAUUUAAAGAUAUGGGAUAUUCGAAAGAAAGGAUGCAUUCAUACAUACAAGGGUCAUAAGCGAGCAAUUAGUACUAUUAGAUUUACCCCUGAUGGUCGAUGGGUGGUGUCCGGGGGACUUGAUAAUGUUGUAAAGAUAUGGGACUUAACUGCUGGAAAGCUCUUGCAUGAGUUCAAGUUCCACGAAGGGCACAUUAGAUCGAUGGAUUUCCAUCCUCUUGAAUUUCUUCUAGCAACAGGUUCAUCAGACAGAACUGUAAAAUUUUGGGACUUGGAAACCUUUGAAUUGAUUGGAUCGACUCGGCCUGAGGCAUCAGGAGUACGGUCAAUUACCUUUCACCCAGAUGCGAGGACGCUCUUUUGUGGGUUAGACAGCAGUUUAAAGGUGUGUUCAUGGGAGCCUGUAAUUUGUCAUGAUGCUGUUGAUAUAGGAUGGUCAACGUUGGGUGACCUCUGUAUUGAUGAUGGGAAGCUUUUAGGGUGCUCAUAUCAUCAAAACUCUAUUGGAAUCUGGGCAGCAGAUGUUUCACAUAUUGAACCAUAUGGGCCUAGCAUGUCAGCCAAGGAAAAUACUCGUGUGGAGCCAAAGUUUGAUCUCCAGGAAAGUCUUGUAGAGAGAGUUGAGACUCCCAGAAGGUCAUUUAUAUCUCCAGACGAUGACUCAAAGGACAUCAAGAAUAUAUAUGUGGACACUGCAGGCAUGACUCCUGUGGCUUCUAGGAAAGAUGGAUCUCUACUCAAGGCUGUGAACUUAACAAGUCCCAAAGAGAUUGAUAAUUUGUGGAUGCAUAAGCAUGUUCCUGCUGCUAAAAACAUUGAGCAAGAUAUUUCGAUGUUCGUGUCUGGCGUUGUGCCUUACGAAGAUUCUGACACAAAAGACUCGGUCACUUCUAGGAGAGAAUUAGUUACCAAUGGGCGGGUUAGCACUGGUGUAUCAUAUAAGCUGCCUCAUAGGCGGAGGCCAUCGAUUACCAAAUUAGAUUCAGAAGAGCUAUCAGCAAGUGUUCAAUCUGUAUUGAAGAGUGGAUCAGAUACUGCUACAAGUACAAAGUUCCAGAGAAGACUUUUUGCAGAUGAUGUGGCUAAAGAUUCUUCCGAGGAUAAAACUCCUACCUCUACUUGUGUCGCAGAAGAGUUCCAUAAAUCUUCUUCUCCAAUGACACUUCCAAAGGAAAACAGUGAUGUGUCUGUUGAUUCAAAGAAAGGGUUGAAGUGUGUUAAUGGAGUGGCAGUUGUGAAUGGAAGGACUCGCAGUCUGGUUGAGAAAUUUGAAAAAAGAGAGAUGUUAAAUACUGAUGAGUGUCAAACUUCUGAUUUAGCAGCUCAGAUAUUAGCUAACACAGAUAAUGUGUCUACCAUCACUGUAGAAAAGUCUAUCAAUGUGGUCUCUUGUGCAAUAUCUGAAGCUAGAACAUCACCAAUGCCAGUAAGGGUACCUGAUAUGGUACCUUGUGCACAAUCUGUGGCUAAAAUAUCUCAGAUACCUUCAAGAAUGCCUGAUUUGGUUCCUUGUCAAAUAUCAGAAGCCAGAGCGUCCCCCAUGACACUCAAGAAAUUUGAUGUGGUUUCCAGUGCAGUAACGGAAGCUAAAACAUCUCAGAUGCUAGUAAAAACACCUGAUUCCUGUCCUGGGAUAAAAUCAGAGGAAGCUAAUUUAUCUCCUGUAUUGGUAGUACAGUCACCCAAGACUUCCCCUAACAUGUUACCUCUGAAGGCUAAGGCCUCGUUAAUGCAGAGAUCUGUUGCUUCCCGUCGUGUAAUACCUGAGAAAGUUAGAUCAUCUCCAAUGCUGGUGGUAAGGAGAUCUAGAGCUUCCUCUCACAUGAUACCUGAAAGAACUAAAACCUCACCUAUGUCUGUUGUACCAAGGCAUGAUAUUUCCACUCACAUGACACCCGAGAAAGUUAAAUUUUCUCCCUUGCUGGAGGAUGAUCCAGAAACCACAGGGAGAGGUAUGGCGUCUAAAAAUGAUGAUGAUGUCGCCGAAGAUUUGAUGGUAGAUCAUGAUUUGUUUUUAAGUACUCUUCGAUCUCGCCUUACAAAACUCCAGGUGGUACAACAUUUUUGGAAACAAAAUAACGUGAGGGGUGCUGUUAGUGCCUUGCAGAAGUUGCCAGAUCAUGCUGUACAGGCAGAUGUAAUUAGUGUUAUGCUGGAAAACAUCGAGUCUUUGACAUUAGAUCUGUUCUCUUGCUUGCUGCCUAUGCUUUUGGGUUUAUUCGAUAGUGAGACAGAGAGGCAUAUAAAUGUGUCAUUGGAAAUGUUAUUGAAGCUUGUAGCAGUGUUUGGGCCUGUAGUCAGCUCGACAAUCUCAGCACCUCCAGCUGUGGGUGUUGAUCUUCAUGCGGAGAAAAGACUUGAAUGCUGCAAGCAGUGCCAUCUCCAACUCCAAAAGAUCCACCACAGUCUCCCAAAUGUUAUAAGGCGGGGUGGUUUGCCUGCAAGAAGAGCCCAAGAACUAAACCUUGUACUUCAACAAUCAUGAUCCGGUUGCAGAAGCGAUUGACAUUGACACCACCAAGCCAGGUACAAACGAAAACCCCUUUUAUGCACCUCACGGUUUUGUUCUUUCCCUUAUACAAUACACAAUAUAUACAUCAUCAAGCAAACCAACCAUGGCCUAUAGAUUAUGUGAGGAAGAACUAAUAAGCCGUUUAUUUUCACUAUUGCAGCUUGACCUUUUGUGAAUAGUUUCAAUAUGUAAUGUAUUUGUUCAAAUGUGUAUCUUUUAUGUGAAAAAAGGAACAUGGUAAACGGUUACCGUACAAAUUUCAGCAACACAUUUUGCUGCAACCGUUUCAUGAAAGAUUGAAGAAAAAUGUUGCUGGAGAUUUGUACAGUGAUUGUUGAGGUGCAUCUGUGAUCUCUUUGUUCAAAUAUGUAUUUGUGAAGUGCAAAGAAGAUGGCAGGCAGUUAAUGGUCAAAUUUGCAUGGUGUAAAACAUAUUUUUGAAUGAUUAUUGUUGAAAAUUUGUGCAACAAUUUACUACCCUUGGUUUGAUAAUGAUGAUUCUUCUAGGAAUGAAAUACAUGUAA
This is a messenger RNA of Cynara cardunculus var. scolymus (artichoke), 3739 nucleotides long. RefSeq names its product katanin p80 WD40 repeat-containing subunit B1 homolog. The transcript is spliced from 18 exons. The record is from RefSeq and is a predicted model, not a curated record. The coding region runs from base 340 to 3189 and encodes 949 amino acids. Gene Ontology annotation, cellular component: katanin complex. Gene Ontology annotation, biological process: microtubule depolymerization; microtubule severing. Lineage: Eukaryota; Viridiplantae; Streptophyta; Magnoliopsida; Asterales; Asteraceae. Gene Ontology annotation, molecular function: microtubule binding.